Oreochromis niloticus (Nile tilapia) is the source of this 684-nucleotide messenger RNA. RefSeq names its product ribosomal protein S10 (gene rps10). Gene Ontology annotation, molecular function: structural constituent of ribosome; RNA binding. Lineage: Eukaryota; Metazoa; Chordata; Actinopteri; Cichliformes; Cichlidae. Gene Ontology annotation, cellular component: cytosolic small ribosomal subunit. The coding region runs from base 140 to 640 and encodes 166 amino acids. The record is from RefSeq and is a predicted model, not a curated record. The transcript has 6 exons.
CUACGUAAUGAACACAGGAUGCGCUUCCCCUCCACACCAGCAGAGGGCAAGCCUUUCCAGGCGGCCCGCGCCACAGCAUAUACCUUCCUGAUCGAAGAGAAACUUUCCUUCCGGCUCCGGUCCCUUAACAAGUGGAAAGAUGCUGAUGCCCAAGAAGAACCGCAUUGCUAUCUACGAGCUCCUCUUCAAGGAGGGAGUCAUGGUGGCCAAGAAAGACGUCCACCUGGCCAAGCAUCCCGAGCUUGCUGACAAGAAUGUACCCAACCUUCACGUGAUGAAAGCGAUGCAGUCUCUGAAGUCCUGUGGGUACGUCAAGGAGCAAUUUGCCUGGCGCCAUUUCUACUGGUACCUCACCAAUGAGGGCAUCCAGUACCUGAGAGACUUCCUCCACCUUCCCCCUGAGAUCGUGCCUGCCACCCUGCGCCGCCAGACCCGCCCUGAGACCGCAAGGCCCAGGCCCAAGGGAGUGGAAGGAGAAAGGCCCGCUCGCCUUAACCGUGGGGAGGCUGACAGAGAUGCUUACAGGCGAUCUGCCGCACCCCCUGGUGCUGACAAGAAGGCAGAGGCCGGUGCUGGAGCUGCCACAGAGUUCCAGUUCAGAGGUGGCUUUGGACGCGGCAGAGGACAGCAGCCUCAGUAAAUUUCACUCUCUCUUUGUGUACAAUAAAGAAAAUCCAAAUACAA